Rhea pennata is the source of this 12044-nucleotide messenger RNA. RefSeq names its product microtubule associated monooxygenase, calponin and LIM domain containing 3 (gene MICAL3). Bases 325 to 7302 code for a protein of 2325 amino acids. Gene Ontology annotation, molecular function: FAD binding; protein binding. The record is from RefSeq and is a predicted model, not a curated record. The transcript has 46 exons. NCBI's taxonomy places the organism in Eukaryota, Metazoa, Chordata, Aves, Rheiformes, Rheidae.
CGGAGGGCAGGGUCGGGCCGCGCCGGCAGCCGGACGGGCGCAGCGCGGCUCGGGCCGCCCCCUGCCCUCGGAGCAGCAUGAGGGCUUUGUGCUGAUCCAGAAGGACACCAUUCACUGUAGUGUGGCCCAGAAUGUGCUUUCAGGCUUCCUUUCUGAUUUUGGUAACUUUCUGAAUGUCAACCAAUGCUGUGGGACACUGUUCGCAUCCACAGAUUAAUAAUGCUUGUAAGCCAGAGGUGAAAGUGGCUCAGCAGUGCAACAUCAGGAAGUCUGGCAGACUGGAAGAGAACAGCUGCCCCCCAGGGUAGCUGCUAAGUGCGAAGCAUGGAAGAAAGUAAGAACGAGAAGGUGAACCAGGCGCAUGUUCUCUUCGACAGAUUUGUCCAGGCUUCAACUUGCAAGGGGACUCUCAAGGCUUUCCAAGAGCUCUGUGAUUACCUAGAACUAAAGCCCAAGGACUAUCGUUCUUUCUAUCACAAACUCAAAUCCAAACUAAAUUACUGGAAGGCCAAAGCCUUGUGGGCCAAAUUGGAUAAGAGGGGCAGCCAUAAAGAUUACAAGAAGGGGAAAGCGUGCGCCAACACAAAGUGUCUGAUAAUUGGGGCUGGACCCUGUGGCCUUCGUACAGCCAUCGACCUGUCAUUCCUAGGAGCGAAGGUGGUGGUCAUAGAAAAGAGGGAUGCCUUUUCCCGCAAUAAUGUUCUGCACUUAUGGCCGUUCACCAUACACGACUUGCGGGGUCUUGGCGCCAAAAAGUUCUAUGGCAAAUUCUGUGCAGGAUCCAUAGACCAUAUCAGUAUCCGUCAGCUCCAGCUUAUCCUUUUGAAGGUUGCCUUGAUCUUGGGAAUCGAGAUCCAUGUCAAUGUGGAAUUUCAGGGGCUUGUUUAUCCUCCCGAGGAUCAGGAGAAUGAAAGGAUAGGUUGGCGUGCAUUGGUCCACCCAAAAACACAUCCAGUAUCUGAGUAUGAAUUUGAAGUAAUCAUUGGAGGGGAUGGCAGGAGGAACACCUUAGAAGGGUUUCGCCGAAAAGAGUUCCGUGGCAAACUAGCAAUUGCUAUCACAGCAAACUUCAUCAAUCGUAACACCACAGCUGAAGCCAAAGUAGAAGAGAUCAGUGGCGUGGCCUUCAUAUUCAAUCAGAAGUUCUUCCAGGAUCUGCGAGAAGCCACAGGUAUUGACUUAGAGAACAUUGUCUACUACAAAGAUGAUACACACUACUUUGUCAUGACUGCCAAAAAGCAGAGCUUGCUGGAUAAAGGAGUGAUACGGCAUGAUUUUGCUGACACAGAGUUACUACUCUCACGGGAGAAUGUAGACCAGGAGGCCUUGCUAAACUACGCCAGAGAAGCAGCUGACUUCUCCACUAAUCAGCAGCUGCCAUCACUGGACUUUGCCAUCAAUCACUAUGGUCAGCCAGAUGUGGCUAUGUUUGACUUCACAUGUAUGUACGCAUCAGAGAAUGCAGCACUGGUGCGAGAGCAGAACGGCCACCAGUUACUUGUGGCGUUGGUUGGGGACAGUCUCUUAGAGCCUUUUUGGCCAAUGGGAACUGGAAUAGCCAGGGGGUUUCUGGCUGCCAUGGAUUCUGCUUGGAUGGUACGAAGCUGGUCGCUCGGAGCUAGCCCUUUAGAAGUUCUUGCAGAGAGGGAAAGCAUUUAUAGGCUAUUGCCUCAGACAACCCCUGAGAAUGUGAGUAAAAACUUCAGCCAUUAUAGCAUUGAUCCUGCCACCCGGUAUCCCAAUAUCAACGUCAACUUUUUGCGACCACAGCAGGUGCGUCACUUAUAUAAUACAGGAGACUUGAAAGACAUUCACUUGGAAAUAGAAAACUUUGUGAACUCCAGAACACCAAAGCUGACUCGGAAUGAGUCCGUAGCUCGCUCCAGUAAAUUGCUCAGUUGGUGCCAGAGGCAGACUGAUGGAUAUGCUGGUGUAAAUGUGACAGAUCUCACAAUGUCAUGGAAAAGUGGCCUAGCUUUGUGUGCCAUUAUCCACAGAUACCGUCCAGACCUAAUAGACUUUGAUUCUUUGGAUGAGCACAAUGUGGAGAAGAAUAACCAGCUGGCCUUUGACAUCUCUGAAAAAGAGUUUGGAAUAUCUCCCAUUAUGACUGGAAAGGAAAUGGCAUCUGUUGGAGAGCCAGAUAAACUGUCAAUGGUGAUGUACCUCACGCAGUUCUAUGAGAUGUUCAAAGACACCAUCCCCUCUAGUGACAGUUUGGACCUGAAUGCAGAAGAAAAAGCUGCCCUAAUUGCCAGUACCAAAUCUCCUAUCUCUUUUCUCAGCAAACUGGGACAAAGUAUCUCUCGGAAACGUACCCCAAAGGACAAAAAGGAAAAGGAACUGGAUGGUGCAGGAAAGAGGAGGAAAACAAGUCAGUCUGAGGAUGAGGACCUUCCUCGAAGCUACAGAGAAGAAAGACCCACACUGGUGAGCGCCCUGACAGAGAGAAGAAUCGAUGCUGCCAUUGGGAAUCAGAACAAAGUGAAGUCCAUGGCAACCCAGCUACUGGCCAAGUUUGAGGAGAAUGCACCAGUGCAGUCUUCAAGCUUACGGAGACAGCAGCCUGUUCUGCCUUACCAAGAACGUGUUCACAACCAACCAUCCAGCAGAAGAGAACAGGGCCGUAUUGCUUCUGUGCCCCAGUGGAAACAGCUGAGGAGUAAGGAAUGUUCUCGGACCUGCCCCAAAAAAGUGAUCAUGCUCUCUUCUUCCACUCCACCUUCCUCUCCACCGUAUCUCAGACAGCAGAGAAACUGGGAACGUGGUGCUGAAUCUCCUGGGGAGCAGAGUCCCAGACAGGAAAGGAGAUCUCCUCGUUUUUUUUCUGAUGACCAAGUGCCCGAGAACCUUGAACAAAGGGCAUGUCAGCGGGCUGCCCUCCUGGAGCCCAGGCCUACAGUGAGGCAUCAGCCUGAGACUGAACCGUCUCGCCGAUUCUUUGUUGACCAGUGGGAGCUCUCCCUUAGCCUCCGUUCUUCUAAUCGCCCUUCUUCACCCUCAUCUGACUCCCUUCGACAGAAGUAUAUAAAGAUGUACACAGGCGGAGUGAGCUCAUUGGCUGAGCAGAUAGCCAAUCAGCUUCAAAGGAAAGAGCAACCCAAAACCCUUCUAGACAAGAAGGAACUGGGCUCACUUAAAAAGGAGUUCCCCCAAAAUGUGGGAGGCAGUGAUGUCUGUUACUUCUGCCACAAGCGAGUCUACGUGAUGGAAAGGCUGAGUGCUGAAGGCAAGUUUUUCCACCGCAGCUGCUUCAAGUGUGAAUACUGUGCCACCACUCUGCGCUUGUCAUCUUACGCCUAUGAUAUUGAAGAUGGUAAAUUCUACUGUAAGCCUCACUACUGUUACCGACUCUCUGGUUAUGCUCAGAGGAAGAGGCCAGCAGUGGCUCCUCUGUCAGGAAAGGACCCCAAAGGACCUCUGCAGGACGCCAUGGCAAGUGAUGGGAAUGGACGGGCAAAUUCCAUCUCCGCCUCGGCAGAGAGGACCCCAGGUGCUAAUGUAAAUGGGCUGGAAGAGCCUAGCCUUGCCAAGCGACUGCGGGGCACACCUGAGCGGAUUGAGCUGGAGAAUUACCGACUGUCACUGCAACGGGAAGAAGAACUGGAAGAGGUUCCUGAAGAGACACUGGCAGAACAUAACCUGAGCAGUGUAUUAGACAAAGCAACAGAAGAUGAUGUGCCCAGCAGUAGUUCAGAGUCUGAGAUGGAGGAGGAAGAUGAGGAGGAUGAUGAUGAACUACUGCAGCCUCAGCAACCCCCUUCAGACCUGGGUGGCGUACCAUGGAAAGAGGCUGUGCGUAUCCAUGCCCUCCUGAAAGGAAAGAGUGAAGAGGAGAUUGAGGCCGAGGAGAAUCUUGAGAUUGAAGACAAAGAGGGAGAAUAUGAUGAUGAUGAGGAAGAUGAAGAGGAGGAAGAUGAGCAGUCUAGCGAAGAGGGAGAGUAUUGCCCUUGGGAGAGAGAGCUGCAGCAAGGCCUCUGGCUUCAACGUCUCUCAAAUGAAGAGGACACGGGUACAUUUAAAGCUGGAAACCUUAGACUGCAGCAGAUUGUAAAUCCGAUUGAUCCCUUGGAGAUCCUGGCAGAUGUGCACUGGACACACAUCCGUGAAAAAGAGGAGGAGGAAAAAAUGGUCCCAGCCUCAAAGUCCUCCACCUCCAGAGCAUCCGACCUUCCUUCCAUACGCCAUGAGGCAGUACAGGCGUGGCUGGAGACGGUCCCUGGAGCUCCAUGUGAGGCUAAUGAAGUGGAGGAUGAGCUGGGCACAGAGCCUGCAGACACGGAAGGGCAGGCAGGUGAAGAGGGAGACACAGGUGCAGAACUGGAUGACGAUGAGAUUGCAUCUGAUGCAGAAGCUGAGUUCCGCUUACAGCAAGGUGACAUAGAGGAGCCAAAACUAAAAGUCUCUGAAAAUGAAGAAGAUGAAGAAGGAACAGAAGGUGCUUCUUCCAGUGUGACAGAAGAUCCAUGCAAGCCAUCCAUUCCUAUCCAGCCAGCUAAUGACAGUGUUCUUCCUCUGUCUCCUGUUGAUAGUCCCAAAGCAAAACAAACAGAGGAUGUAAAAGAUCCCCUUGCUGCAGUAUCCCAUGCUGUGAAAUCUCCAGAGACACGCUUUUUUCCUGAGCCUUUCAUUCUUGAAGAAGGACCAAAGGAUGAAAUCCCAAAAGACAGGAAAGUUAAGAGCCCUUCAGUGCCAGUCUCUCCAGUAUUAUCCCAGCCAGUUGCAUCACCAGAAGCCAUUGCACCUACAUCACCAGCAGAAUCUCAGCCAGCAGCACCGACAUUGGCUUCAUCCCCAACAUCUGCUCAAACGCCUAUCUGUUCACAGCCUUUGCCUUCUACUGAAGCAUCCAUUCCAUCCCCAGUGGAACCUCCAGUGUGUUUCCAGCCUGUCCCAGCCUUAACAUCUACUCCUCUGGCCAAACUAGUCCUAAGGAGCCAGGAAAGCGAGGUGGAAAAGUUGGGAAGCCCUACUACUGCAGAAGAAGCUCUGAAACGGAGUAAUCUUGUAGAAGAGUUCUGGAUGAAGAGUGCUGAAAUUCGGAGGAGCUUAGGCCUCACCCCAGUAGACAGAAAAAAACGCUCAGAGCCAAGCUGGACUGUAUCUGCCCUUGAGACAACUCCUCUGAAGUCUUUUAACACUGAGAAUGUUUCAGGGGAGGAGAGGAUUGAUCUUGUGAAACCUCAGCCUGCUCUAAGAAGACAGGAACUGUCCAAGUCAGAAAAUGAGCAGAUUUCUCUGCUCACCCCAAAAUCUCCAUCAGAAAAAGAUCUGAAGAGUUGCAAUGAAGUAAGGAGAGAUGUAUCCAGCAGUUCCGGACUUGGCCUUCAGGAGAGUUCAUCUAACAUGAGAACACUGGCUAGCCAGAGCUUCAACACUUCUGACUCUGCCAUGCUUACUCCUCCAUCAAGUCCACCUCCACCACCUCCUCAGAAUGAAGAACCAGCCACUUUGCGUAAAAAGAAGCAUCAAGCAAUUUGGCAGAAUGAGGUUGAAAUCAAGUCACCUCCAACACCAGCAUCAACACCUCCUGCUCCCCCACUCUAUGAGCCAAUCUCUACUGCCAAAGAAUCAACUCAGGCCAAAAAAGAAGACGUGCGAAAGUCUUUUGCAGAGAGUGUAGAUGAGAUUCCAUUUGCUGAUGAUGUAGAGGACACAUAUGAUGAGAGGACAGAGGACACAAGCCUUCAUGAGAAGUUCUUUACACCUCCUACCAGUAGGCCAAGGCCAGAGAAACCACUUGUUUUGCCCUUGGUCAAAGAAAAUGGUGGUCCACCCUCAAUGGAAGGAGGGGUUAACCAAAAGAAAAGAGUACUACCUGGAAUUUCUCCAGAAGCAAAGGAACUUGCUGAAGAAAGAAUGAGAGCCAGAGAGAAGUCUGUCAAGAGCCAAGCACUACGAGAUGCCAUGGCUAAACAGUUGUGUAAGAUGAAAGAUAUGGAGAUGGCUGCAGCUGCUGCUGCUGGGGCCGCUAGGGCACGAAAGGCAUCUUCCAUGCCCUUGAAGACCAAAGAGUUGUUUUAUGACUCUCCAAAGCAUUUGGCCUUGAAAAUAGCAGAGAGCUCCACACUAAAGCAUGAUGCUGCUAGUGAAAAGUUCUCCACUCCUCCUGCUGAUGUGGCUGGGCCUGAAGGGUCCAUCACUUCUUCAGAAGGCUCCAGUGGAAAAAGUAAGAAAAGAACUUCUCUUUUCUCCCCUCGUAAGAACAAAAAGGAGAAGAAAUCCAAAAACGACAGCAGGCUCUCUGACAAAUCUAGUGGUGGGACAGAGGAAGCAACAAAAACUAGAUCAUUAUGGAAGUCUGUUUUUUCUGGGUAUAAGAAAGACAAGAAGAAAAAGACUGAUGACAAAUCCUGCCCAAGCACUCCCUCAAGUAGUGCCACUGUGGAUUCUGGCAAGCACAAGUCUUCUCCAUUGGUUACAGCAGCAGAUUUGCAGCUCCGUCGACACCUGAGUUUCUCAGAGGACUCUGACCUCUCCAGUGAUGAUAUUUUAGAACGUUCCUCCCAGAAAUCCAAGCGAGAGGCGUUUCAUGAGAAAUUCUGCAUUUUGCAAGAGAUGCAGAAGAAUGAGUCGGUUUAUGUACCACACGCCUUGGCAUUCAAGAGGUCAUAUUCGUCAAAGAGAGCCUACACAGAAGAGGAACUGAAUGCCAAGCUCACUCGGCGAGUGCAGAAGGCUGCCCGUAGACAAGCCAAGCAAGAGGAGCUAAAGAGGUUACACAGAGCCCAGAUCAUCCAACGCCAACUUGAACAAGUGGAAGAGAAGCAGAGGCAACUCGAGGAGAGAGGGGUUGCUGUGGAGAAGGCCCUUCGGGGAGAAGCAGACUAUUGGGGAGAGUCUUAUUACAGUGACCUCAUCGACUUGCAUCUGGGUGUUGAGCCCAAUGCCGGGACACCACGUCGUAGACCUCUCUCCUUCUGCCCUUGCUGUGCCCAUGAAGGCAUGGGGAAGAAGGAUGAUCCAAAGCUGAUGCAGGAGUGGUUCAAGCUAGUACAGGAGAAGAAUGCCUUGGUUCGCUACGAGUCUGAACUGAUGAUAUUUGCUCGGGAACUGGAACUAGAAGACAGACAGAGUCGAUUACAGCAGGAACUUCGGGAGAGGAUGGCAGUGGAAGAUCAUCUGAAGACAGAUGAGGAGCUCUCAGAGGAGAAGAGGAUCCUGAACGAGAUGCUAGAAGUGGUAGAGCAGAGAGAUUCUCUCGUGGCUCUCCUUGAGGAGCAACGGCUUCGAGAAAAAGAGGAAGACAAGGACCUGGAGGCAGUCAUGCUCUCCAAAGGCUUUAGCUUGAACUGGUCCUGAGUUUAAAACAUUUACCUCUGCUGGUCUGUGUUGUCCAGUUGGCCUACCCUGAGUUUGCCAGAAUUACAUGAAUAGGAAGAUACUGAAGGGGAAACCUCAGAAGGGUCCGCCAGCAUGCAGGGAUUCAGUCUGAAGCACUCAGAAGCCUUUUGAUAAGUGUGUUGGUUCCAGAAGCUUAAGUUUCAUAUGUUUGCAAGCCAAGUUGAAGGUAGUGGGCUGAGACUAUGCAGUCUCCCUGAGGUCCCGUACAAUGGACCGUGUUUUUUCCUUGUGGUAGGAGGGAAAGGAAUAAACUCUAUGUGUGGGGAAGGAGGUUAAGGGGAGAAGUACCCUUAACUAACCUGAAUUUUUGGCAGUCCAUUCCUUUCCCAUUUUCACUACACCAGUUCUAAUAAAAGGGAGGGAAGAGGCAACCCUCUCUGGAGAACCACAGCAGCCUGUAGCAGCCUGUAUGGAGGAGUUAGCUAUCCAAGAGAGCUCCAGAAGCCCAGGGCAGCACCUUCUUUGCUUUAGUCUUCCUCUCCACCAAAGAAACCUGCAGUUGAUUAUUAUGCGUGGAUACGAAGAAAUAUGAGACAGAGAAGAUUCUGCUAGUAUGUGUGAUGGAACUCUCUGCCUCCUGGUUUUUAGAGAGUUUUGGGCAUCAGAGGACUCUCUCCCUAUCAUAGUUUCCUAAAUUUUGUUAUUGUUGUGGGGAGAAAAGAGGAGAAGAAGAGAAGGAAGAUGCCCUUCUGCUUUGCUACACACUGGAGAGAGAGCUACCGCUGGCCUUAGUCCUCACGGCCACAGCUCAGAGGCUGAUGGGUUUCUUUGUUCUGUUUUUGUUUUGACACUGGAAAAUACUGACUGUGGGACAGUAAUAAGUGUGUGCUGGGGUAAGGAUGUUACCAGGCGUUCCCUGGCUGUUAACCUCUAAAAAGGAGAAGCCCUUAAGUGACUGAACCACCAUUAAGACUUUUCAGUGUUUUUAUUUUUUCCUCUGUAUUUUGUUUUGCACAUCGGAAACAAAGCUUAAGAUCUGCCUGGGCCCUCAGUCACUUUGACCCUUUUAUGUCAAUUAACUUAUUUUUUUAAUACUUGAAAGAAGAUUCAUUUUUGUAUCUUUUAAGAAAAAUAUGGACGAGUGAUGGGUGUGUGUGCCUGCUGCAUCCUACAACUUCCACUUCUAAAUUGCUGGACGUUGUUACCUGUGGCUAUUUAUUAGUGUUCUUAUUAAUAAUGUUAAUGUUACACAUCUUUGAUUGUGGAGGGGGUGUUUUAACUCUAUUAGAGAAAGACACUACUGCGGAUUGGUCCCUGUUUCACAACCAAGGCAGCCUUUAUGGACCCAUGGAUGCAUCCUGCCCUAGCAGAUUUCCUUUGUGAUUAAAUCCAGUGUGUUCAUGGAGUUGUAAGAAUUUGUUUGUGUUCCUAGCAUACUUUUCUUCUGCAUCCCAGAUUCUCCCUGGGAUAAAACUCUAAUUUAUUUAAAUACUAAAUGUUUAUAAUGGGAAAGCCAAAACUGUGAGGUAGAGAUAUCCCAUAUGCCUCUUUCUCACUGAAAGAAAAAGGGGACCCUCGCACUCUUGAGAUACAGCUAGAGGGACUUCCAUGUAGAAGAAGCUCCUUGUGGCUCGGCUCAUGAAGCUGCUGCUUUUAAGCCAAGAGGGUGCUCAUUGUAAUCCUACAUUAAGUAAUGAGCAGGACGCGCACUGAGCAGUUCAGCACCAUUCACUCUUUGGCAGAUUCCCCAAGCACACUACACCCUUAACUUGUCCCACAGAGUUGAAAUAGCACUGUGCGCUGGGUAGGUGUCUCGUCCUUAAUGUGGUGUGCUAAGAGUUUUUUUCCCCUUGGGCUGUUGACUACUUUCUUUUCUUGUUAAGAAAUACAAAGCCUGCUCCUCAGAGUCUCUGAGAAAGUGUCUCAUUCCCAGGCAUCAUACAACACGCUGACUUUAUGCUGUUUGGUGCAAGAUACCCAAGCAGGGUUGAACAUCCUUUAAUCUUUUGCCCCAGAAUAGAAGUUAACAUGGUUUCUUGCUGUUGGCUCUCUGCCUUCCACAAAGAUGUCUUCUGUUAGCCAGGGUCUACAAUUUGAAUUCAUAUCUGACUCCUGAACAUAUCUCAAGCAAAGGAGAGUCCCCAGAGACUCUUAGCAGUGCUCAUUAACUGUGCAAACAUGUUUUUUCCAUCUCAGAUGUUUUUCCUUCAUCCUCUGUAGUGUUUUCUGCAGAAGCAUUACAAAUUAAACCCCAAACUUCCUGAAACAAAGCAGACAAGCAGCACUUGUGCUGCUUAGUAAUUGUGCACGUUAGCAAGUGGUACCUGUUAUACCAGUAUCACGGGACAAAACUCCUUUAAGUGUUGGUGUACCAGCAGGACGUCCACAGACAGAAUUUCCCCUACGUGCCAGUGCAGAGGCCAGCUGUAGAAGUCACAUUGUCAGUGGUAGUUUACAUAGUCUAUGUUUGAGAGGCCAGUGGAAAUUGGAGAGGAGGAGGGAAGAGAGGGAAGUGAGACAGCAGUUGAUUGUAAAUUCUCUUGUACAGAGAAUUGGCCUCUGUCCAUCUUAUAGUGCAGUAUGUAUAUGGAGCACAUCUGACAUCUGACUUUGAACAAAAAAUCAUUGAAUGUGAGCUGUAGAACAGAAAUCCUGAAGAAGAAAUAUCAUAUUACUACUACUUCUCUCUUUAGUGCUGAAGGACACUAGCCAGAUCUUUGCAAAGCUGAACAAUGAUAUCACUUGAGGCUGUAAUGCCCUACUGCAGGGGAAAAAAGCACAUAUUCUAAAGCUCUUUAGGCUAUGUUGAAGUCCUCCAGCACUGAGAAUGGAAAUGAGAACCUAACAUUGCAUACACGUAAAUUAGUUAAAAAAUACAUGAACGGGAAUCUUAAAAGGCUUUUUUUUUUUUUUUUUUUUUUUUUUUUUUAACCAGAAUGGUGGUAAAAGGCACAACUUGUACUUGUUGUUCAGUUGCACUUUAAGAAUAUAACUUGCAUAUCAGAUACUGGGGUUUUUUACUAUCUGAAUAUUUUUAAUUCAAAUUUUGUAUUUUUAAAGCUGAAGGAGGCUCUUGUGACCACAAGAUUCCUUAUUUGUAUCGGAAUCCAGGUAGGAUGUUCUAGCUAUCCAAGCAGGCAAUAGCACAUGGCUCAGUCAUGUGCAUUCAGUGAGUGUGGCUGUUUCGCACCUGAAGGAAGGGAAAGGCCCUCAGCUUCUGAGAAGUGGGCCUGCAACAGCAGGUGCCUUCCCCUUUUGUGAUGCUGUCCGUGGCAGGGGCUGGGCGCCCUGUGCAUGCGAUGGAAGGACAGCUGGGUUGGAGCCUGACCUGUGCUUGUUUCGAAAUGGGCACACUGAGGAUGGGGAGCACUGAAGUCCCCAAAGGGGAAGGGCAGGGGAUACUGUCUCCCGGGAACACGCAGGAGGUAAAUGGGCAUGGGAGGAGUGAGGACUGCCAAAACAACCAAUCUGCUCUUUUCACAGUACAAACAGCAUUUUUAACUAUUUUGUUUCUUUUACUAUGUUUUCAUUAAAACUCAAAAAUGGCUGUAAAAUCCUGAGCUUCAGAGAACUAUGCGUGGCAGAGAACUAUGAGUGGAGAGAUGACAUGAUUAUCUUUCAGCUCCAACUUCCAAGCAUACUCCUCCCUUUUUCAGUUAUCCAAAACGCCAUGGUCUCGCUAGGGCAUGUUACAAACUGCAUUGCUGAACAUAUUAGAGCAAACCGCACGUUUUAAAGUCUGUCCUUCUCUAACCGUCUCUGCGUUUUAUGUAAAUACUUUUUUGUAUAUAAAGACACCAGUGGAUCGUUGGGUUACCCCUGCGGUCAAGAACCUGAGUUUUGUGCAAUGCCUAGGCCUCUAUUAGAACACGGUGCUUGCGUAGAGCUAGUCACCACAUUUGUGUGCACUCUGGUUUUUAAUAUUUUUAUACAUUCUAAUCCUGAGCAUUACAAAGUAUUAUAAGCGGUCUAGACUGCAUGAUCUAGAGCAGCCAGCAGUUCCAUUUUCUUAGCACCCGUUCCUACAAUGUCCACAGCUACACCUUGUUCGGUUAACAUUGAGUUUGCAGUUAAAUGUUUACACCAGACACCAGUGGAUGAGAAAGGCAUUGCAUUUUAAAAUCUCCUGUGUACAAACUGCAAAGCCACGAUACGGCUGUGUUGGGAGUUUAAAUUGUCACAGUCUGCAAUAAAGAGAACUCUAAAGCAUACUAAAAACCAGCCUGUAUAUAAUUCACAGAGAAGAUUGCUUGCUCUUGACCAUUGCAAAAUAACAGAAAUUAGAGGCUUUCCAAAUGUAUCUGCUUUUGGAUUGCUCGAAGUACUGCUAUAGGCAGGGUAGCCGGACAGAUGAGGAUGUCAUUGAGAGUGUAGAUGUUAAGGGGAAAAUGCCAUGUUCUGAUGGCAUUGCAGUAAUUUAAAUACUCUCGAUAUGUGUGCGUGUGUGUGUGUGUGUGUGUGUGUGUGUGAAGUCUAAUCCAGGUGAAGAGAUCUGCUUUGGCAUCUUCCCUUUUGUAAGAAAGUGAACUCUGAUAUUCAGAUUGUUCAAGGCUUUUAUGGUUGGCAUGUAUGGAGUGUUAACAGAAAAGUGUAUACCCUACCUGUAAAAAAAAAAAUACCAACUCUGUUCCAGCCUGUUUUCUUCUGUUUGGUUGUGUUUUAUUGUUUGUUUUUAUGCACACUUGCUUUGUUGGUGUUGAGAGUUUAGCACCUCAGAUGGCCAACUGAAAUAAAAAAAUAAAGUCAUUAAUUAUUUUUUC